UUUGGCACACUUCUCAACGGGUCCUGAGGCUGAGCCGGAGACAGCGGCGUUGUUAGCAACAUGAUGGCGGCGCCCUCCAGUGCGCAGGUAAUUUCUCUCUAUCGGAUGCUUUUGAGAGAAAGCAGCAACUUCCCGUCGUACAAUUACAGGACCUAUGCCCUCCGGCGGGUGCGUGAUGCCUUCAGGGCUAAUAAGCAAGUAGAUGACCCCAAAACGGUGGAGAGGCUGGUGUUGGAGGGCCGGCAGUCACUGGCACUGAUACAGAGACAGGUGGCCAUCGGGCGCAUGUUCAAGACCCAGAAGACGGUGGUGGAGUAGCAGCUUGCAGGAGGAAGAUAAGGAUGUGACAUCACAGCCAGUCAACCAAUCACCACAUCCUGUCUCUGAGGUGGGCGGUGCAUCGUGGGAGUGUUUAGUGAAGAUCCUUGGUGAAUGUUGUACAUUAUUUAAUGUCUAAACAAAAUAAAAACACUCUCACAAUCAGAAACAUCAAAAGUUUA
Molecule: messenger RNA, 500 nt
Organism: Dunckerocampus dactyliophorus (ringed pipefish)
Lineage: Eukaryota; Metazoa; Chordata; Actinopteri; Syngnathiformes; Syngnathidae
Gene: lyrm4b
Product: LYR motif-containing protein 4B
Exons: 3
Coding region: 61-318 (85 amino acids)
Biological process (GO): iron-sulfur cluster assembly
Cellular component (GO): mitochondrion; L-cysteine desulfurase complex
Source: RefSeq, a predicted model, not a curated record